GGUGCGUGGCAAAUAAUCAGUGCAUUAAUAGUCCUAUGAUUCUCUGUAGGGAGCGGUUCAAGCUCUUUCACUCAACUGAAAAGGCCAAUGACGCCGCCAUAUUGUUAUGAGAGUAAAUCUCAAGAGCGGAGCAUCCGUUGUUGACAUUUGUAAUUCGGGUCAUUUCGAUAACAUAUUUUUUGUAAGUGCUCACAUUACAUCAUUCUCACAUUUGUUCGUAUGAAGUAAUUAAAGAGGAUACAAAUUUUUCUCCUUAAAUGGAUGAGUUUAAAAUUCUGUAAAACAAUCUGGCAUGUUAGGGCGUAGUAUUCAGGAAAGUGAGCAAGUAAACAACGAGCACAGUGACGUGUCAGUGAUUAAACUGUAAAGACGUGUGGGAUGUCACUUGACAAUCGACUAUCUUAUGCUCAAUUAGUUCAUAAUUAAAGGAUUCCGGUCGAGAGUUCUCGGACAACGGACUAGGAACUAAGACUGACGCUCUAACCUCAUACAAUGGGGAAUGUGUGCAAUGAUUGUAUGGCCAGAGUGCCAUAUGCAACUCUCAUAGCUACUAUAAUGUGUUGUCUAGGAGUGGGAAUAUUUUGUGGCACCAUGUACAGAGGUGCUACUCUCUCUGCUUUAAUGAUGGAUCAGGUCUUUCAUUUACGUCUGGGAUGGCUGGAAGCAGUACAACUUGUUUUUGCUACUGUAGGAGCAAGUAUGGCUGCUCUCGGUUUUAUGAUUCUAUGUGUUGGAUGUCUAGCCACAGGAGCCACAAGACACAAAGUCUACCGGGCUUGGAGAUCACGUGUUGGUGGUCGCAUUUCUUGUGCUGUUUUUAUGACGAUAACUUAUGUACUCCAACUUGGCUGGCUUCUAAUAUUUGCUUUCCUGGUAAUUACAACACUGAUAUUCACUGUCUUCUGGGGAUUGUGCAGUAAUCCACGAGUGCAAUCUCUUGACCAGUGUAUUGACUUUACUCAAUUUGAUUUCAUGUUCCCUAACAACACUAGAGUUGAGGACAUGAAAGUCUGCGGGUCACAGGAGGUAAAAUUAUUCUGCAAGGAUUAUGUAGAGAAAGCUGAGGUGAUGUUCAUCCUGGCAACAGUGGCUGCCAUGCUGGUCGUUCUCAGUCUAGUGCACUAUUUGAUGUGCCUUUCAGCUAAUUACGCGCAUAUCCGUGACCACGAAAAAUUCCAAGAGUUACAAGAACUUCAGUAUCUUCAAGAUCCGGGCGAACCUGAUACCCCUCAUUCGGGAAUGGGUUCCUUGGGAUCGCAUCAUCGUGCCAAGGAUAGAUUUUAGGACACAGCCCGUGAGAUCUUCUCUAUGAAUCCACUGUGAGCCUUUCACGACAAUGAAAUUGCUCCUUCCUUCAUUGAUCAUUUCUUCACUUACUCAUAUCGUUAAAUGUUAUACAGAAUGUAUCCCGUUAUCCGGAUAUUCUUCAGAGCAUAAAACCCUGCUCAGGUAUUGAUUAAAAAAAGUAUUCACUAAAAAUUCUUCAGGAUGAAACAUUUCUUGAGUUUUCCUGGUUAACUUUUUUUGUAUUCAGCUACUCACUAAGGAGAAUCGACACUCUGAAGUAUAAUCGGUGUUCAGGUACACCUGGUAUAUUCACUGUUCACUAACAAUCGCAGUGAUUCAUUGAAGAGGAUCUUGCGGGAACAUUAUUAAUGCCGUCCAAUUAUUCACGAGUAUCUUAUGUGUUUACUGUAUCAUCAAAUAUAUAAGUGACCGAAAGUUGAUAAGCACAAUCAACUCUAUUAGCGCGUAAGUUUAAUUUUUCGUUAGGAUUUAUAUAAUCGGAUAUCAAUCCACGGGGCAAUUUUAUCUAGAAAUAAGAAUAUUCAAUGCACUGCCUUCACCAGGGGGCGGCCUUGUUCAAACGCAACCCUAUUUAAUUAUCUUGAUGUUAUAAACGUGUACGCGCACAGAAAUUGGUGGGCACUGCGUGAGACAUUGCAAAUUUACUGGGGUUUUAUGUACAAAACAUAUGUGCUGUGUUGUUGUCUGAUGGUUAUCAUCGGAAGUAUCUCGCCGUUUCACAGCAACAAUGAGGAUUCCUUUUUAAAGGAUGAGAAUAUAAUAAGAAAUCUUUAUUUUUAAUACGCACUCGAUUUUUAGCUGAAAGUAUCUUUCGUUGUUGCGUGAGUUUUCGUCCGUGUUCCUCUAUUGUUCAGUGAAGGAUGGAAUCAUCUUUUACUUUAUUUUAUCCGUACCUUUGAAAGUGUAACUCAUACAUACAUAUCACGUAGUAGCAUUUUAUGAAUAUUAAAUUUAAGUUUAAGAAUUUUUAAAAGCUGCAUGACCGUGUGGGUUAUUAGGAAUAAGGAAAAGUAUAGUGUUUUUGUAAACAUAUCAUCGAAUUUAAGAUGAUUAGGUAUAGCAAUAAAUUUAAGCACAAUGCAGAUUAAACAAAAUUUUUACCAGUGACGCGCAAAUUUUUAAAAUGUGCCAAACCACACUAACUGUUGAAAUUAGUUCGUUAGCAUUUCUUUUUUUACAAUAUUAAUUUUAUUCUCAUCAUUUUUAUCCUACUAACAAAAGCAUCUGUAAUCAGCAAUUAUACGUUUACAAUAAAAUAAUACGUCUUUUAUUAUAAA
This is a messenger RNA of Cephus cinctus (wheat stem sawfly), 2585 nucleotides long. RefSeq names its product neuronal membrane glycoprotein M6-a (gene M6). The transcript has 5 exons. Gene Ontology annotation, biological process: neuron projection development. Gene Ontology annotation, cellular component: plasma membrane. NCBI's taxonomy places the organism in Eukaryota, Metazoa, Arthropoda, Insecta, Hymenoptera, Cephidae. The record is from RefSeq and is a predicted model, not a curated record. The coding region runs from base 493 to 1284 and encodes 263 amino acids.